AUGCCCGCUCCCCACCGGGAGUGCCCAGUGCGCAGGCGCACCAGGGAGCCCGGAGCGAGGGGGCGGGAUCAAAGGCCGGAAGUGCCCUUCACGGCUGCCGCCGACCGGAAGCUGCGGGAGGGCGGGACUUCCGGCGCGCCCCCGGGUUGCUGGGCAACCGGCGAGGACGCCGCCGACAGGCUCCGGGUUCCCGGGAGCCCGCCGAGUGGAGCUCCGGCCUCCGGCGCCGCCGGCCUCCCUCACCCCGCGCCGCCGCCCCUCUUCGCCCCGCGGCAUCCGUGCCCUUGGCACUACCUCCGCCUCCCCGGCUCCCUAGAGUCCUUAGCGCCCUCCUGCCGCCAAGCCAAGCUCCACCGGAAGUCGGGCAGCUCGGCCCCCGACAUGGCCACGGCCCCCGCGAUGGCGGGCCGCACCCCGGGGGAGCUGGGCGGCGGCACCGGCACCGGCACCUACACCUUCACCAGCCGGCCCCGGGCCGUGCCCUGCCAGCGCCGCCGGUACCGGGAGGACCCGCUGCAGCCUCAUGAGGAACCUGUGCAUUAUGGGAACAUAAUGUAUGACAGAAGGGUGAUCCGAGGCAACACCUACGCCCUGCCCACAGGGCCCAUGCCAGGACAGCCCGAUCUAUUAGACCUUCAUAAACAGCAGGUGGCACGGAGGAAGGCUCUUGCCAGAAAACGAGCCCAAGAACGGCUCCGGCCACGAACUCCGGAGCCUGUGGAAGGCAGAAAGCAUGUGGACGUGCAGACAGAACUGUACCUCGAAGAACUUGCUGACCGCAUAAUCGAAGUUGAUAUGGAAUGCCAGACAGAUGCGUUUUUGGACAGACCGCCAACACCACUCUUCAUUCCUGCCAAAACCGGUAAAGAUGUAGCCACCCAAAUACUAGAAGGAGAGCUCUUUGACUUUGAUCUUGAAGUGAAGCCCAUGUUAGAAGUUCUGGUCGGGAAGACAAUUGAGCAGGCCCUUCUGGAAGUGAUGGAGGAGGAGGAGCUGGCCAACCUGCGGGCCAAUCAGUGCACGUACGAGGAAAUGCAGAAUUUGGAGCUGGCUGAAGUCCAGCGGCUAGAAGAGCAAGAGAGACGGCACCGCGAAGAGAAGGAGCGCCGCAAGCAGCAGCAGUGGGACAUCAUCCACAAGCACAACGAGACGGCACAGAAGAUCUCCGCCCGGGUGUUUGCGCAGCGCUACCUGGAAGACCUCCUGCCCUCCGUCUUUGGCAGUCUCCGGGACAGUGGCUACUUUCAUGACCCCGUUGAAAGAGAUAUUGAGGUAGGAUUCCUCCCGUGGCUGAUGUAUGAAGUUGAAAAAACCAUGGAGUACAACAUGGUGGGCCGAACAGUGCUGGACAUGAUGAUUCGUGAAGUGGUAAAGAAGCGACUGGAUAAGUAUGAGCGCAGACCCCAGGAGCGCAGGCCUGGACGCCCCGGGGCCUUUAGACCCCCGGGGCCAUCUUCAGACAGAGACCUCGAACAAAGGGCGCCCUAUGGCAGAGCCCCACCACCCCAGGAGAGGAGGUUCUUGGGACGGGACGAGUAAGCAACCAUGAGGGAAAUGAGAAACGUCACGGCCCAGGGGCUGCUCGGGAGCCAUGAACCCAGUCGGGAGCCCAUCAGCUACAUUCAGGUAACGGUGCCUGCGACUCCUCAGGCUAUGGAAAUUAGGUUGUAUUUAGUCAACAUGUCUUUCUCUGAUGGAUUGAACAAACCAAAUGUAAAAUAAUAAAACUACCCAAAACGGCACUUGCAUUUCUUUAAUAGAAUAUUCAAAGGCUGUAUUCUCAUUCUACUGAGAGUUAUGUUUAAGUAUUGGCUUCUCAUUAUCUCUCUAUCUAAGCUGGCCAGUGAAGUCUUUGUUUUAUUCACCUGCUUCUAUUUUAUGUGUUACUUUGGGCAAGUCUCAUAUCUCCUCUUACAAACCAGUGCUGCCAACAGCCAUUGA
Messenger RNA from Perognathus longimembris pacificus (Pacific pocket mouse), 1941 nucleotides. RefSeq names its product radial spoke head 3 (gene Rsph3). NCBI's taxonomy places the organism in Eukaryota, Metazoa, Chordata, Mammalia, Rodentia, Heteromyidae. The record is from RefSeq and is a predicted model, not a curated record. The transcript is spliced from 8 exons. Bases 1 to 1539 code for a protein of 512 amino acids. Gene Ontology annotation, cellular component: cilium.